Messenger RNA from Drosophila kikkawai, 4048 nucleotides. RefSeq names its product Methoprene-tolerant (gene Met). Gene Ontology annotation, biological process: regulation of transcription by RNA polymerase II. Gene Ontology annotation, molecular function: protein dimerization activity; DNA-binding transcription factor activity, RNA polymerase II-specific; RNA polymerase II cis-regulatory region sequence-specific DNA binding. Lineage: Eukaryota; Metazoa; Arthropoda; Insecta; Diptera; Drosophilidae. Gene Ontology annotation, cellular component: nucleus; aryl hydrocarbon receptor complex. The record is from RefSeq and is a predicted model, not a curated record.
GCGCGACCUCUUUCAGCACUGCAACGGUGGCGCCGCAUUUUCCAGCACUAGCAUGGCCAUAGGAGCUACAUAAUUGUUUAAUAAACAAUUAAUCACUUAAUAUAAACAAAAACCAGUGCAAAUAGUGAGUGCGAUGUAAAUCAGCGGUUGUCGUGCAAAGAGAGUUACCUCACAGCAGCUGAAAACACACAUACAACAACAGCACAACAGAAAAAAAAAAAAAAAAAAAAAAAACAAAAACAAUCAUAAUAACAGCAACAACAACAAACACACGAAAAACCAACCACAACGCAAAGGAGAUUGAGAUUCGCAACGCAAUCAAAAAAAAAGACAGACAACUGAAAAACACGGCAAAGGAAAUUACAAGGCGAAACACACAAGUAAAUAAAAGAAAAAAAGAAUAAUAAUAGUAGUAAUAAAGCGAGGAGCAAGUGGAAAAGUACGAAGGCGAAAAAGAGAAAACAUAUGUACGUUGCGUGAGAGUGACGUGUGUGUGUGUGUGUUAGCUGCCCCCCGCGUAUGUGUGCGUGUUUGUGCCUGCGUGCGUGAGCGAGAGGGGGCGAGGAGCAUAAGCGGAGACCUUGAAAACUUUAAAAGCAGCAAAAACAACAACAAAAAACACACAUCAAAAAAUAUUUUUUUAAUAAAAUAUUAAAACGACGAAGAGGAGCGAUAAAAAACAACACACACAAGAGGAGAGGAGCGGGGGGAGUAACCUCUGUUAUGGAGAGUGACGACUACCAUUUACCGCAAGGCGCCAAUUGAUUUUCAACGAAGAGAGAGAGCGAGAGCCAGAGAGCCAGUUGCUGGCGAGGAUUACGCCAGCAGAAGGAGAGACGCCAAGCUAGCCCCAAGCAAUGGCAGCAGCCGCCGAAACGGCACCCGUGGACGUGGUGGGUGGCGGCUCCGGAACGGGCUCAUCCUCCGCUGAGGCGGCCAAUGGCCGGGAAGCCCGCAAUCUGGCCGAGAAGCAGCGACGUGAUAAGCUCAAUGCUAGCAUCCAGGAGCUGGCCACCAUGGUGCCGCAUGCGGCGGAAUCAUCACGGCGGCUGGACAAGACCGCCGUCCUUAGGUUUGCCACGCAUGGCCUCCGCUUGCAGUAUGUCUUUGGCAAAUCUGCAUCCCGUCGUCGCCGGAAACUUGGCCUUAAGGGUUGCUCCAACUCCAACUCAAACUCCUCAUCCACCACAGAGCAGCUGCCCACUAUCCAGAAUCCCAGCCUGCAUCUCACGGACACGCUGCUGCAGCUGCUGGACAGCUGCUUCAUCACACUCACCUGCAGCGGGCAGAUUGUGUUGGUCUCCUCGAGCGUUGAGCAGCUGCUGGGACACUGUCAAUCGGAUCUGUAUGGCCAGAAUCUGUUGCAAAUCACCCAUCCCGAUGACCAGGCCCUGUUACGACAGCAGCUCAUACCCAGGGACAUUGAGACACUGUUCUACCAGCAGCAGCAUCAGCAUACACCCCAGCAGCACUCCACUUCCACCUCGGCCUCGGCCUCGGGCAGCGAUCUGGAAGAGGAGGACAUGGAGCGGGAAGAGGAACACCACCACCACCACCAUCAGCAGCAGCAGCAGCAGGAAAAUGAAGACGAGGACAGGCUAGGCGAGGAUCCCUAUAACCGACGCACGCCCAGUCCCCGCAGCAUAGCCCAUCUGGCGGCCAUCGAUGAGCGCCUGCGUUCCGAUCGCCGCUGCUUCACCGUUCGCCUGGCCCGUGCCUCCACCCGAGCGGAGGCCACACGCCACUACGAGCUGGUGAAGAUCGAUGGCUGCUUUCGUCGUAGUGACUCCUCGCUAACCGGCGGUGCUGCAGCCAACUAUCCCAUUGUUUCCCAGCUAAUCCGUCGUUCCAGGAAUAACAAUAUGCUGGCUGCUGCUGCGGCAGCAGCGGCGGCGGCUGAAGCGGCAACAGUUCCGCCACCGCAGCAGCAGCAUGAUGCCAUCGCUCAGGCGGCAUUGCAUGGAAUUAGCGGUAAUGAUAUUGUUCUAGUGGCCAUGGCCAGGGUGCUGCGCGAGGAACGAUCGGUGGAGGAGGCGACAGCCGAGGGAAUGAAUGGAAUGACCUUCUACCGGCAGCCAGAGCCCUACCAACUGGAGUACAAGACAAGGCAUCUAAUCGACGGCAGCAUCAUUGACUGUGAUCAGCGAAUUGGCCUGGUGGCCGGUUACAUGAAGGAUGAGGUGCGCAAUCUGAGUCCCUUCUGCUUCAUGCACCUGGACGAUGUGCGCUGGGUAAUUGUGGCCCUGCGCCAGAUGUACGACUGCAACAGUGACUAUGGCGAGAGUUGUUACCGUCUGCUCUCCCGCAACGGUCGCUUCAUUUACCUGCACACCAAGGGUUUCCUUGACAUUGAUCCUGGCAGCAACAAGGUACACUCCUUCCUUUGCGUCAACACCCUGCUGGACGAUGAGGCUGGUCGACGAAAAGUUCUCGAGAUGAAGGAGAAAUUUUCAACAAUUAUUAAAGCAGAGAUGCCCACACAAAGCAGCAGUCCGGAUUUGCCCGCCUCCCAGGCACCCCAGCAGCUGGAGAGGAUUGUCCUCUAUUUGAUUGAGAAUCUGCAAAAGAGCGUGGAGGGUUCAUCAUCGGGUGGUGAGGCAGCAAGCGGACAGCCUUUGGAUACGCUAAUGGAUGAUGGCUAUAGUUCACCGGCCAAUACAUUGACUCUAGAGGAGCUGGCACCCUCGCCAACGCCAGCCUUGGCUUUGGUGCCGCCGGCCCCUUCGUUGGUGAAGAACUCAAUUUCAAAGUCGGUGAGUGUGGUUAAUGUGACGGCCGCCAGAAAGUUUCAACAGGAGCAGCAAAAACGGGAAAGGGACCGGGAGCAUCAGCAGCAGCAGCAGCAGCGGGCCUCGCAAAGCGUAAUCCGGCAAUUGAGCAGCUGCCUCAGCGAGGCGGAAACGGCCUCCUGCAUUUUAUCGCCGGCCAGCAGUUUGAGUGCCGGCGAGGCGCCUGAUACCCCCGAUCCGAAUAGCAAUACGCCGCCGCCGCAGCCAGCGAUUCAUGCUCGUCCCAGUGUCCUGCAUCGAUCCUUGACCAGCACGCUGCGAUGACGUGCCGAUGGGACUUGGUAUGCCUUCUAAAAUGGGUGUGGAACUAUGGCCACGUACAUCGACGGCACAAGCACACUUGGAGGAUUGAGAGAGAAGGAUCGGUGAAUAUAAUCAAGGUUUUAAGAUAUCCUAGAAAUGUAAAGGAAGUUGAGGAAGGGCGGGAGCAGAAGUCAUAGAAAAGAUUCUAGAUUCCAGGCAUCAAUUUUCUUCUGUUUUUACCAACCACUAGUAUCUUUAACUUUAACUUCUUUCUAUUUUAACCAACAAUUUUUUAACAACAACUCCUUCCAAUCAACAACAAAGGUCCUUCAAGAACAACUUCUUGCUUUUUUAACCAACUUAUUUUUAUCAACAGCUCGUUGAAAUCAACAACAAAGUUGCUUUAACAACAACUUCUUUCUGUUUUAACCAAUGUUUUGAUGAACAACUUCAACAACAAAAGUCCUUUAACAACAACUUCUUGUUUUUUCAGAAACUUCUUAUCAAGAAGUCCUUCCAAUCAACAACAAAGGUGCAUUAAGAACAACUUCUUGCUUUUUAAACCAUAAACUCCAUUAAAUCAACAACAAAGGUCCUUUAACAACAACUCCUAUUUGUUUUCACCAACAACUUAUUUCACCAAUAAUCUGUUUCACCAACUCUUGCCUAUUUUGGUGGCUUUUCUUUUAGAUUAAAAAAAAACUAUGACAAGGGAUCAGAGAGAAAAAACAGAUAGAGAGAGAUUGUGGAGCAGUACAAGUCGCAUUUAUUUGUAGAUGAUUAUGACAGUAAUAAUUAUGCGAUCACGAUAAUUUCAAACUCGAUAGUUGUCUAGCUUAUGUAACAGCCCUUCUCCAAAACGAUAACAAUUUCCGGUGAUCAGAGAUAUAUAUCAACCAUAUCACCCGAUCCGAUCGAUCCAUCGAUCGUUCGCUGUGCUUUGUGCCGUCAAAGUCGUUCCAUAAACAAUAAUCUUCGUUAUGUAAUUACGUUUAAAGUGUAAAUAUGUGUGUGAA